This is a messenger RNA of Drosophila hydei, 3913 nucleotides long. RefSeq lists its product as uncharacterized. Bases 539 to 3721 code for a protein of 1060 amino acids. The transcript has 8 exons. The record is from RefSeq and is a predicted model, not a curated record. Gene Ontology annotation, biological process: proteolysis. NCBI's taxonomy places the organism in Eukaryota, Metazoa, Arthropoda, Insecta, Diptera, Drosophilidae. Gene Ontology annotation, molecular function: protein binding; serine-type endopeptidase activity.
CGGUUGCUUGUCGCGCUAAAUCGUCAGCAGUUAUCCAAUCUCUCUUGCGCUCUCUUUCCCACUUGCUCGCUUUGUGCCACCAUAAACCGUUGUUGUACUUUGGGAAAGGCGCGCGCGUGCGCUCUCGUUUGCUAAAAAGCAGAAAAAGCUAAUAAUAAGAAGUAGCAGAAGGCAGGCGGCAGCGGCUGCGGCGAGCAAGUGUUCUGCAAGACGAAGCGUGAAGUGCAGCCACACGCUGUUGUGUUUUUGUUUUGUUUUUGUUAUUGUUAUUUUGUUUGGUAUUCAUAUACAUAUGGGCAGAAGCAUGCGAAUAAUUUGAUCCGGAUCUAAUCUGAUCUGAUCCUGAGAGGCAACUCAAUCUAUUGCGCAAGUGGCUAAACGUAUCGCUUACAAUUACGCUCGUGUGACACCUUUAACUGUGUGCAACUAUUACACCUGCUGCAGCGCUCGGGAACGCGGUCAUGUUCAUCAUUUCAGUUGGAGCUGAGCAAACGAGACGCCAACUAUCAUAACACACGAUUUCCAAAGCUGUUCCAGGAUGUCGGACAUUUACUAUUGCAGCAAUAGCCAGAUCAAAAAAUCUCGCGAUGCAGACAAAAAUGUUGUCGGCAGUAAUUCAACGGCAACAACAGUAACAAAUACAUCAGGAACAGCAGCCGCAGCGGACAAAAGAAACAGCAGCAGUAGCAACAACAACAACAACAACAACUGCAACAACAAUCGUAACAGCAGCAAAGACAAAAGCAAGGAGAUGCAAACAAAUGGCGGCAAAACCAAUUGGAAGGGCCUCGUCCAAAGCAAUCCCAAUCCCAAUGGUAAUGGCAGUGGCGUCUUGCCGACGACAGCUGUCUCUCAGCCGCCCAAGGUCUUUCACAACACACGCUGUACGCGACACCAUAAGCCCCAUCAUUCUCACACCAAUGGCAACGGACUUGUGCCAGCCACUGUAGCAGUUGGAGCCGUAGCUGGUGCUGGAGCGGAUCAGCGGGACCGAGAUCAGCAGCUGCAUCAGGCACAACAACAGCAUCACCUGCACAUGCACAGCCACAGUCACAAUCAUGCGCAUCAUGGUCUGCGUCGCAAGUCCGAGUCCGUGCUAUCCACUGACUCGGACAUACGUUUCACACGCCGCAAACUGGGCGAUAGCCAGAAGUGCGGAUGCGCUGUGAUAGCCGGCUUCCUUAUUGCUCUGCUGGUGGCCGGCGCCUUUGUUUACGUGGGCUACACAUACUUUCGACCGGAGCCGUUGCCGGAUCGCGUGUUCCGCGGCAAGUUCAUGGUGCUUAACGAUAAGUGGAGCAUGGAGCUGGCCAAUCAGAAUUCGCUGCGUUUCCAGCACAAGGCACGUGACUAUCGGGAACGCAUCAAUCUAACGUUGCGGCGCUCGGAUCUACGUGAAGCUUACGAGGGCAGCGAGAUUCUGGCUUUAGACGGCGAGGACAACAACAACAUUGUGGUUCACUUCAAUAUGAUAUUUGAUCCGUAUGCGGGCCUCGUCAGUAGUGGAGAGCUGCUGGCCUUGUUCCACGAGGAGCUGAGCGAUGCGCAUAGUCGACAUUUUGCCAACAUGACCGUAGAUGUGGCGAGCGUGACCAUUAAAGAAACAACUGGACUGAUCGAGGAGCCCAUCAUGUCCAGCUCGCCGCUAGGCGGCCACGACGAGACAACGGAGCCCACAAGUACAACGCCACGUCCAUUGCCGCGCCGCUGUGAGCCGCUGCAGUUGAACUACUGCCGCAACGUUGGCUACAAUGUGACCACCUAUCCAAAUCUGCUGGGUCAUGCCACUUAUGAGCAGGUGGUAGACGAUGUCAUAGUGUUCCGCGAGCUUGUCGACGGCGAAUGUUUCCGUGAGGCCUACGACUUUGUUUGCCGUCUGCUGCAGCCGCCCUGCGAGUCGCACGGCAUUAGUCAAGAGCCGACGGCCGGCGCCAUAUGUCGCGAGUACUGUGAGGCGUUCAUGGCCGGGUGUGGAGGCCGAUUGCCUGCCCGGUUCCGCCAGCACUUCGACUGUGAACGGUUCCCUGAGUCGACAGGCACACAAUCCUGCCAGCAGAAACCUCACUGCGUCGGUGAUAUGCAGAGCAAUGUCCAGAGUCCGCGCCUUUGUGACGGCUAUGCCGACUGUCCGGAUCUGUCGGAUGAGCGCAGUUGCGCCUUUUGCGCCCCUAAUGCUCUCUACUGUGGACGUGGGCGAGCCUGUGUGCCGCGCAAGGCGCGUUGCGAUGGCAAAGCCGACUGUCCGGAUGGCGCUGACGAAAAGGAUUGCCUGUCAAUAGCUCCUUUAGCCGCGGAUCUAUUGCAGCCGGAGCCUUGGGUACCCUAUCUCCCACGCUUCCAUGCCGCCGGCUAUGCUGUCUUCUCCGAGAAGGGCAUUGUUGGCAAACUGUGCGCUGAGGGAUUAGAAGGUGAUGCGAAACUAGUAGUUCGUCAGACCGUCUCGGAAUCCCUAUGUAAAUCGCUGGGCUAUGAAUCUGUGGAGAUCUUUGAUGUACAAAAUGAUACGGAACAGUUGUCAGAUUACGUGCGCGUCUUGGACCCACAUGCGCCGGAGAUCAGCUUCAUACGCACCCAUUGCCCCAAGAGGCAGGUGCUCUAUGUGGGCUGUGGCGAUCUGCGCUGCGGCGUGCAGUCGGCGCUGCCAAAUGCCAAGCAGCAUCUGUCACUGCCCAAGAUGUCAGCUCCGGGCGAUUGGCCAUGGCUGGUGGCACUGUUCCGUGAGGAUAUCCACGUUUGUGACGGAACGCUAAUAUCGCCGGACUGGGUACUGACCACGGAGAGCUGCUUCCAGGGUCAGCCAAGGGCCACCUGGAUGGCCAUAGUGGGUUCAGUACGUUUGUCGGCGAAAGCGCCGUGGACACAGCGUCGUCGCAUCAUUGGCAUGAUCAAAAGUCCCGUUGAGGGCUCCACAGCUGCACUGGUCCGCCUCGAAACGCCGGUCAGUUUCUCGGAUCACGUGCGCCCCAUUUGCCUGCCAGAUGCACUGCAACGGCAGCAGCAGCAAACGCCAAUGCAAAGGCGUGCCUAUGUUCCAGUGGCAGAGCGCUUGGAAGCACCAGCUGCAUCGCACUCGCAGCGUCGGCUGGCCCAGGAGACGCAACAGUUCUUCCUCAUACCCUCACGGCAGGAGCAACCAGACGGCUCGGAUGACAGCACCGAGAUGCAUGAAGAUGACAUUGGCUAUGACCAUCUUAUAGCUGAGGCCGCAGCAUCCCAAAUGCCGCGUGCCGAGGCCUUGCAGCAGCUACCAGAGGUUGACGAUGAACAUCCACAGCUGGACGCCUAUCCGCUGCCAGACAGCGCCCCACAGGUCAACUACUACAGCCCAUCCCCUGCCUCGCAAGCAUCCAAAACUACCAAACCACCCAGUGCUCCAGAACAAAUCUGGACGAACUGCAACACGCUCGGCUGGUCCCGACAGCGCGAUCAUCUGCAGCGGGUGCAGCUCAAAAUUGGGGACAUGGCACCCUGCGAAAACGUCUCCAUAACUACGGUCAAUUCCAUGUGCAUGGAGGCCACCUACCAGAAAUACGACUGCACGCAAGAGGAAUAUUCUGGCGCGCCUGUCCAAUGCCUCAUACCGGGCACCAAUCAAUGGGCAUUGAUUGGCGUCUCCUCCUGGCGAAUCGCUUGUGGACCGACGGGCGUCGAGCGACCGCGCAUGUAUGAUAAGAUCGCCUCCAACGCGGAUUGGAUACGGGAGACAGUGAAUGCGGUGUAGACGCCAAGCGUUACAAUUAUUGCGCCGACAUAUUGUAAAAAAAGAAAAACUAACGUGUAUUAUGUAAAAAGCAAGAAGAAGCAACCUUAAUCUUAAUUUAACUGCAUGUUUUAAUCUAAUAUGUAUUAUUAUAACCAACUUUUUUUUACUGUUUUGUGUAAUAUUUAUUAACUACUUUAACUAUAUGCUAAA